UGGAUCUAGUGGCCCUCUCACAACCUCUCGCAGAUGCCAUUGCUGCCGCUUUGCCAGCAGAUUUUGACGGAGAAUCGACGAGAUUCCCCGAUGAUAACUCGCUUUUGUUAAGGCAAAAGUACUGACAUUUAUCUUGCCGGGCAUCUUUUUUUUGGCGUGCUCUCAACUUCGAGGGAAAAACUAGGUCAAAGAUGCACAUCUUCAAAGUGAAAUUUCGAGGGAAAAACUAGGUCAAAGAUGCACAUCUUCAAAGUGAAAUUCGGUAAGGUCUAAUUCGAGGAAGCAUCAUGGCUGCGAUAAUGGCGCGCGCCAAUGCGCCGGGCAGCACCUUACCAAGCGCGUUCGGACCGACAGCGGGGUCCCCGCCAGCUUGGGACGUCACGGGACUGACCUAUCUUGGAGAGGCAGAUGACGCUUUUUCGUUCACCACUAGCACUACGACGACCACGACAAUCAAUCCCGGCGACGUGAUCUACCCACGGGAUAUCUUCAUUGAGAUGACGCUGCCAAGCGGUGCUGGCAACGUGAGUGCGGAAGACGUAUAUCUGAGUCCUGAGUUUCUCGGAGUCGUUGCCGAAGGUAUUUACGCUUUCAUCUCGAAUGCCACUGGGAACAACGCCACCUUGUUGAGCCAGAUCCUCAUUGUGGGCAUGCAUCCGCAUAUCGUUUCGACGUCGGGGCCAGCUUUUGGUGACACUUCUAGUGGCAAUGGAACUUAUGCCUACCACAAUAAUUGAAAUUAAUAUAAUCUUACGAUUAACAGGCAUUUUACUGAAAUAGAAAUUAUAAUCUUACAAUUAACUACAGGCAUUUUACUACUUUGCCUUGAUGUUGCUUGCAACUUCAAGGGGAACAAGAUGAAUAAGGCACUAUUAAAAGAUCUUCACGCAAAUAAUUGCAAAAUGAAUUUGGGUGACAACGACAAGGCCCUCGUCCUCUAAAGAACCUCGACAGUGCAAGUAGCGGUGAAGGUCGAUUUUCAAGUCCCAAGUGGGGACCCUGCCAUCAUCGCACUGCUCACACGGAACCUGUUUCCUUCAGGGGGUACGCUUGGCAUGACACCUGCUUCUGCGCAAAACCUUAUGGACAGCAUCUUAGAGAAGCUCGAGGAGCAUGUCGGAACCACAAACUCUACGAAUUCGGCUAUCCCAGCAAAUGCGGUCCCCGAGUCCAUAAGACCAGCACCGCUAACACCAACGACCACAACGACACCAGGUGGGACUCAGUACUUUGAUAGUGGUGGAGGAAGCGGAGGAGGAGGCACCACAAUCGUGAGACAGGGCACGUUUGAUCUAUCUGUGCCAUUCGCAUCGCUGCAGAAUAGCCUGAAUAUGACGGUAGACGAAUUUUUUGACGCUUUGGUAUCAAAUCCAGAGUUUCGUGCAAUCUUGGCCGACACUUUCUCCGACUUGAUAACCUUGAAACUUGGCGCAGCACUAGCCGCAGACGUGAGCGUCACGAAUGUUGCAGCGAACCUUCUCAAUUCGAUACUAGAAAUAUGAAGGGAAAAUGCUUGCUCAUACUCCGAUAAAGAUGCCUCACUGAAGAUUUUUCAGUUUGAUUUAUUUCACUAACAGAUCUCAGAUCAUACUUUCUUGCUACCACAAGUAUAAUUGUUCUUGAAUGAUGCUAUAAUCUUUGAUACGGUGUUGAGUAAUGAUCAUAAAUUUUCCUGUCAUGAGAUAGCAUCGCGUCUGCAGACGCGAAUGGGAAUGUGACGAUGGCGACAGCGACGAUAGGCUACACGGUGGAGAUGUGGGUACCGGAUGACAGUCCUGCUUUGGCGGCACUAACAGACGCCACAACAGGUUUGUUCCCGGAUACCAGUUCUGUUAAGGCUCCAUCACUCGUCUUGACCUUGAGAAGCAGGCAUCUUUUGUUUUUUCUUUUUUUGUGGAAAGCAAGGAUGAAAGGAAGGCAAAGACAGAUGCUCUCAACUACACACACUGACUUCAAGAAGUAUCUAUCUAUACGUAAUUAUAUACUAUAGCGUUAUAGUACUACUUAAAAGUAGUUUCUUUUUCUCAUUGGUGUUGGUCAGUUGCUUAAGAAGCUCACUUCAGAUAUUGUUGCCUGUUAUUCGUGGAGGUGGACUCGAGCUCUAACUCUGGCGGCAGUGGUGUCCCGCAGUCGAUUUUAGAUCUGCUAAAGACGUUGCUAGAACAGAAUCUGAAAGAGCAGGCAGAGACGCCCGGCAGUUCCUUACCCGGUGCCGGUUCAGGGGAUCAUGACGUUAAGGGUAGGUUAAAGGUGCUUUUCUUACCGCUUUGUGUGCCUCUCCUAAGGGAGAAAGGCAUAAAAAGCGGGGUAAGCGAGCACCAAAAACCGACCUCUAAUGACGGAGUUCUUGGGCAAAUCACAGUGCCCGAAUUCGGUCCAAUCGUUACGCCUCCUACCACCACGACCUCAACGACAACGACGACUGGCGCCCCGUACUUGUUGCAGCGGAUUGAAGUAACUCUGCAUCUGCCGGCUUCACUGGACGAGCAGAACCUCAUAGAAAAUCCUUACGAGCCAACUUUUACGUAGGAGUGUUCCAUAACCAUAGGAGGAAAACCAAAUUAUAACUAUAAAAUUGUUUCUAACUACUACCAGAUGAAGAUGUAAAUUUGAUAAUUUCAAGACGGAUUCGGAGUCGAGUGAGCUCUAAAAUCCCGAGUUUUUGCAGGCGUUGAUGACAGGAGUGCGCGACUACAUUGCGGACGUCACAGACGCGGCGACGGCCGCGACUGUUUUCAUCACAGAUUUGGAAGCAGAGAUUGUAAAGAUAGUUAAGGCUCAUGUCUGUGUUCAUCUACCCAUUUACUUAUGUAUUGUAAGAAUAGUCAAGGCACAUGUCUUUGUCACGAUACUCAUACUCAGGUACUUUAUCUAAGUAAGUACAUUUUCUUGUUCAUAGGUGUUUUUUGCGGUUCUAGUUUUUUGUUUCGUUCGUUCGGGUUCGUAUAUCAAUCUACUUUCUCUUCGGACUAUGAGAGUGAGAAAAUGAGCUACAUUUACUUGCUAAGUGAAGUCAAAUGAGCUAGAGUUACUGUAGUAUUACUGUGUCUGUCUGUGAGCUGCUCCUCUAAAGUCGGUAACACAAAAACGCCAGCAGGCGGAGACAGUUCGACAAGCAUAAAAGAAGUUACAGUUGGCAUUCUCGUCACCUUCGAAAUACCAACCGCAGACUCGCAUACUAUUUCCCAACUAACAGACGUUGCGUUUCCAAGUAAUUCUACUGCUGCAACGACAGAAGCUUUGAAAGACGCAGUAAGUCAGGCUUUGGGAGAGGCAGCUGCGUAUCCGGGAAGCAGCCUGCCGAAGUCAAGUGUUAAGACCGUGAUAAAUCGCAGAUGAAGCCAUGUCCUCUGCGUGUCGCAUAUUAUCGACGCAAUGGGUAUACUAUAACUAAUUACUUAUCCUCUCGCAAUUUUCAAAACCUUCAUGUUAAUCAGUACGUGAAAGCUGUCGGCAGGAGCAUAUUGACCGACCUUCUAGUCCAAGGAUGCAUGUAAGUAGUUUUUAGUACUUGGAAAAUGUGAGAGAGAAGGCAUCCAGGUACUUCGCGUACUUCGAUGAUCAUAGCCUCUAACUUCGGGACACAUAUGACGCAGAUCGUCGAUGGAGAAGGAGUCUUAGUGCCAGUUUCCCCUGGAACCGCACUCAUUAUUGUAGGCGAGGUAAUAUUAGUAGGCCCGAUGGUUGGGCCUAUUGGUGGUGGGGCCGGAGAUGAAAAUACAGGCGGCGGAGGCGACCAAGAUAAUAUUAAGGCUACUUUUUACAAUAGUACUAAAUGCAUCUUCCCUGCUGGCAUGAUCUCGGUCCCGUUUCUCAAGGGAAAACGGGAACCAGGAUGCUCGCCAAUAUGGAUUUAUGUAGGUUCUAAGAAUAGUACCAGGACUGGUAAUGACACAUCGUCAGGCAAUGGAGCGUCGUCCGGUAAUGAGACAUCUUCGGGAGACACAGUAGAGGAAGACGAAGACGAGGAAGUUAAGGAAAAUAGAGGUGACGUGGACGAUGAGGAAGUUAAGGCUUAGACUUACUUGAAGAUGAACAAAUUGUCAAUAACAAAGCUCUAUUCAUCCUUAUCAAUCAAUUUUGUUCGAGCUCGGCACGAUCCGUGUAGAGUGGGCAAUAGCAACCUAUCCUAUCCUAAUUAUAGGUUUUUACAAACAUCGGAAUUUAGUCACUUCUUUGUUCUAGGUUUUUUCUUAAGUGUCCAGCAGGCCAAGCAACGCCCAAACCACUGUGCCCCCUUUCCCAGAACUGAGAAAGAUGGUUUUAUUCUCACACUUCGUCUUCUAUACACUGUUCUUUCUGCUUCAAGGCUUUUUCUCACACCUCAUCUUCUAGACUUAGCCCUUCUAGCACCCCUUCUAAUGACGACGUGAACGUGGGUUACAGCGUUUCCGAUAAUGUCACUUUUGAGGGGAGACAAGAAGAGGAAUUUGAAAUCGACAUGGGAGGUCUGGAAGACGUACCAUUUGCAAUGCAAGCGAUUGUUAAGGCCUUCGAUGAUAGUAGUUCGUUGAGGUUCUAGUUAGUUCUCCAUUUUGUGUUUCUUCUAGAUAGGACAUGUCUAGCACACAUUACAGUUGAUGUUCUUUUCCACGAUUAUAAUUCAUCUCUGCAGCUUCGGUUUUCUCCGUCUCUUUUUGGGGGAGUGUUUAGUCUGUCUUACCAUUUACAGUUUGGAUCAUUUAAGAGUACUUCUUUUCUAUGCAAAUGCAGCUCUAAAUUGAAGUUCGCCAAGAACUUCGCUGCGGGUUCCAUUUGCGGAGCCCUGGUGGCUUUUGCUCUGCUCGAGGGUACGUGAUAGAAGUCGAUGUGGAUGUUGUAUAUUAAAGUACUUACCUGUCUUACAACUCAUUCUUUUUUAGGGAUAGGAAAAGUUCACCAUCGGCUACUAAUGCUUAAAAUGAAGUUUGAUGGUGACUUUUCUUCAUCUUGAUGCUACUACUUCUUGCUUGGAAUGCAUUGUUGACGUAACGACCUCCUAUUUAUCGGCGAUAUGUCAUCAUGGUGGAAACGAGGAGCUCUCACCAUGAAAUAGGCGUGGCAACUUGCAGUGGAUUUCUCAGCAUGUGAGCUUUUUCUAAGGAGCUACAGAAAUUAAUAAAGAAGUUUUAGUUUAGGUUUACCCUGAUUAUAUUUUUCCAAUCACUCUGAUAUUCGUCAUCGUCUCGUGUCAUCACAAGCACAUCAAUGCGGAAGCGCACUAGAAGCAAUCUAUGAAUCAAUCCAACUACUUUUCAGUUGAAGAGUUCUUGAAGUGGAAUUGCUUACCAAUUUUACCAACGGAAAUGGAUACUUUUUUGUAAGAUUGAUGUUCUUUUUGCAUCGAGACGGCCAUGGCUGUAGCUAGGUCCGUCUAGUAUGUCCUCGAAGUAUAUUAGGAUAAAAACUACGGAAAAGCCAGCGGUUUUGAAAUUAAAUAGAUGAACAAUCGAAACUAGGGAAAUUGCCCUUCUGGAUCCAACGUGGCCACGGCUUUUCCCUAGCGGACCGCCGUCGUCGCCGUCUUUUUUUUGGUUUGUGCGGUAUGAGAGAAAAAUCGGGACCCCCGCAACAACUUUUAG
Messenger RNA from Amoebophrya sp. A25, 5561 nucleotides. Lineage: Eukaryota; Dinophyceae; Syndiniales; Amoebophryaceae. The record is from the annotation of a GenBank genome assembly.